Saccostrea cuccullata (small rock oyster) is the source of this 874-nucleotide messenger RNA. RefSeq lists its product as uncharacterized. The record is from RefSeq and is a predicted model, not a curated record. Lineage: Eukaryota; Metazoa; Mollusca; Bivalvia; Ostreida; Ostreidae. The transcript is spliced from 4 exons. The coding region runs from base 13 to 759 and encodes 248 amino acids.
UAAAUAACUUCCAUGGCAGCCCCUCCUUACUCGUCUACAGAGGAGCCAACAAAUGCCUGUCGAGCCUGUCGACUUCUCCUGGGUCCUUGUACAGAUCAGUUUAGGGAUGUUUUCCGUCAUUUUGUACCACCAUCAUCAUUUCAACACGUAAUUCUACGUAAAACAAGUGACCUUCCACGUCUGACAGCACCCCAGAUGAAUCUCAUUUUACCUAGAGGAAGUAGUUAUACUGGAAACUAUAGUGAUAUGGACAUUUCUCUAUUGUACAUCCUACUUAGAAACAUUUGCAGCAUACCACCACACAGCAAAGGCUGGGGAAAUGCACCAGACCCUGCUGAUAGAUCUCUCUCUGCCAGCAUUGAACGCGUCCAUACAGCCAGAAAUCAGUGUGUAAUUUCAUCAAGUUCAGUCCUCUCCGAUGCUGAUUUCAACACAAUCUGGUCCACUGUCAGAUCAGCAGUUGUGGACCUUGAUUCUUUUCUUAACAACGGAAAUCUUUUCAAAAGUCAGGUGGAUAUUAUCAAACAAGAGACAAUGGACCCUGUCGGUGAUCAGCAUUUCAUUGAAGAACUGAAGAAACAGAUAGAGGAAGAUGCACCGACAAAAGAAAUAGUGCAUGACUUACAAAAUAAGAUAGAGAAAAGUGAUGCUGAUCGAGUUGAAAAACAAAAUGAAAUGCAAAGAAUUCUUGAUGAAAUCAAGACACCAAAGAGCGUCAUCCCUCCAAAUGUAAAGGAUAACCAUGAAAAACAAAUUUAACAAUGGAUAGAAGAAGAUAAGGUCUUCAGCAAAACGCAUAACUUCGAAGAAAUACUUGAUAAAGUCAAAGAGCGACCCUAUUUGACUUUUGUUGGAAUCCCAGGAUCAGGAAAAU